AUGUUCUCAACCCAUUGCUCUCUCGUCUUCGCGGUAUCAGUCCAGCUGGCCACCCUAGCUACGGCCCAGGACUAUACAGAGACCGUUUGGGGUAUAUUUGCAUACACUACUUAUGGAGACAGUCUACCCAAUAUAAUGUCGGAUGUCAGAACCAGGGCGUUAUCUGACUAUGGAGCCAGCCAGCUUGAGGCGGCGGGAUCCGUCUUCCGUGAUAGAUAUGUCAAGACAGGAGGAAGUGCGAACGAGUCAGGGUCCACGGUUCAGGGCCUUGCGCCUUUCUACCUCGACUCACAGGAUGUCAGCAUCCUCACAACGACUGAUCAAUAUGUCAUUGCCUCGGCACAGGCGUUCAUGCAAGGCCUCUAUCCACCAUUGAAUCAAUCCAAUGUCCAAGACUCCGAUUCAACCCCGAACGGCACUUUCUAUAGUUAUCCUCUCGGUGGAUAUCAAUAUCCCAAAAUUGUCAGUCUCGGAAGCUCUGACCCACAGUCUAUCAUGGUCGCGGGCCAGACACAGUGUCCCAUGUACCAAGCCGCCGUGACCGAGUAUCAGGAUAGCAGUGACGCCCAGGAUAUCACGCAGGAGAGUGCCGCUUUCUACACGAGACUGUGGAGAGAAGUAUUGCAGGGAGAGAUGGAUGAAUCGCAAGCAACCUACACCAAUGCUGUUGACAUCGCCGACUUCUUGGACUAUGAAAUUCUCCACAAUACCCAGGCGCUCGAGACUAUUGGUGAUUACGACCUGCGCCGUGCCCGGUGGCUUGCGGAUCAGUAUGUAUAUGCUACGAAUAAACAAGAUGAUCAACACUCGACCAUCGGCCUCAUACAGCCGAUUGCUGGGCAAACCUUGGGUUCCAGUAUUCUCAACGCCUUUGCGAUCAACGUCGGAACAUCUGGAUUGCAGCAGAAAGUGACACUACUGUUUGGUAGUGAUGAACCUGCCGUUGCUCUGGCAUCUCUUCUGGGGCUGGCAAAGGAGCAACAGCCCAACUUCUAUUCUCGCCUUGUCCCUGGUGGAUCCCUUAUCUUUGAACUUUAUAGUUUCGAGACGGACGAGGUUUACCCCAGCUACCCGGGUGCUGAUAAUCUAUUUGUGAGAUUUUACCUCCACAAUGGGACCGAUACCUCCGACUUCGCAUCAUAUCCACUUUUCGGAAAUGGGCCAAGCCAGGAAGAUAUUCCGUACAGCGAGUUCCAAACCGAAAUUGAGACCUUUGCGAUGCAGUCGACAAAGGAAUGGUGUACCCAAUGCAACGCGGAUUCAAUCUUCUGUUCUGGAUUGAUGGGAGAUAGCAGCAGCUCUUCGAAGCAAAAGAAACAGAUGUCUCCUGUGGUGGGUGGGGUUAUCGGAGCUUUCGUGACUCUGGGCGUUGGCGUUCUCAUUGGAAUGAUCGGCCUUUUCUUCUGUGGUAUCCGCAAACGUGGACCCUCAAGCCACAAGCCUAGCAUCGGGGGAUUUAAAGGCAACAAUAAGAACGCCAGUGAUGCAGAUUUGAAUUUCCGAAAGCCGAUAUGGGGCAGUACCUCCAAGCCAAAUGUCGGUACUGAUGAUGACCCAUCCACUGCAGGUAUUAUGGUUCAGGGACAUGAGCGACUCGGAAGCUGGGAAAUGGGUCAGCAGAGAAAGGAAAUUGAGGAUAUCGCAUCUCCAACCCAUGAUGGCACACCUCAUGUCUCGCCGUUUGAUGAUGAGAAUGAGGAAGAAUGGAGGAUUCACAGUGGGAUGCAGCCGGUUAAAGUGCGGGAAAGCGUGUAG
Molecule: messenger RNA, 1755 nt
Organism: Penicillium manginii
Lineage: Eukaryota; Fungi; Ascomycota; Eurotiomycetes; Eurotiales; Aspergillaceae
Exons: 1
Coding region: 1-1755 (584 amino acids)
Biological process (GO): dephosphorylation
Molecular function (GO): phosphatase activity
Source: RefSeq, a predicted model, not a curated record